Molecule: messenger RNA, 4291 nt
Organism: Anarrhichthys ocellatus (wolf-eel)
Lineage: Eukaryota; Metazoa; Chordata; Actinopteri; Perciformes; Anarhichadidae
Gene: lars2
Product: leucyl-tRNA synthetase 2, mitochondrial
Exons: 21
Coding region: 141-2858 (905 amino acids)
Biological process (GO): leucyl-tRNA aminoacylation; mitochondrial translation
Cellular component (GO): mitochondrion
Molecular function (GO): ATP binding; aminoacyl-tRNA deacylase activity; leucine-tRNA ligase activity
Source: RefSeq, a predicted model, not a curated record
GCCUAUGGCGAAGUCGUGAUCCAAGGAAGCAGGUCAUUUACAGCGUAUUUAAAAGCGGACUACAAACUAACUAUUGGAGUUAUGUCACUACGACCAUACCACUGAAAUAAAGGACCAGGAAAUAAAACGGUGUCAAAGCCAUGCAGGUGUCCGUGAGAAGGCUGGCUCUGUGUCCACUGGGUGUUUCCCAGUUUUCCGGCCAAAUCGGCGGCGCUCUCCUGAGCCCAGUAGCCGGCCUCCUGUCCACCAGACUCCGCACCCUGUUCAGUGAGACGGGAGUGUGGGAGAAGGACUAUAAAACAGAGACCCGACGCAGAGUGGAAGAAUGGUGGCACCCACGAAUUAUGGCACAGUGGCAGAACGAUGCGCUGGAGGAGAGUUCCAACAGGAAGAAGUUUUAUGUCCUCUCCAUGUUUCCGUACCCAUCAGGCCGCCUGCACAUGGGACACGUACGAGUGUACACCAUCAGUGACACAAUCGGCCACUUCCAGAGAAUGAGAGGCCACCAGGUGUUGAAUCCAAUGGGUUGGGAUGCUUUUGGACUUCCAGCUGAAAAUGCAGCCAUUGAGAGAGGACUGGACCCAGAGGAGUGGACUAAAAGUAAUAUCCAGUCCAUGCGGGAGCAGCUGGACAGCCUCGGCCUUUGCUUCAACUGGGACCGGGAAGUGACCACUUGCCUUCCAGACUACUACAGGUGGACUCAGUAUCUGUUUAUCAAGCUCUUUGAAGCAGGACUGGCCUAUCAGAAAGAGGCUGUGGUGAACUGGGACCCUGUUGAUCAGACAGUGCUGGCUGAUGAGCAGGUGGAUGAAAACGGUCUCUCCUGGAGGUCUGGUGCCCUGGUGGAGCAGAAGCUGCUCACACAAUGGUUCAUCAAGACUACAAACUAUGCCAAGCCUCUCCUGGACGCCCUGGCAGACCUUCCGGAGUGGUACGGUGUCAAAGCCAUGCAGGCAAACUGGAUUGGAGAGUGCACCGGCUGCUACUUCGAUUUCAAGCUCAAGGUGAACGGGGAGGAGACGGGGGAGACCCUGUCGGCCUACAGCUCCUCCCCAGAGACGGUGUUCGGAGCGGCUUACCUGGCCGUCCUGCCCUCCCACAGACUGCUGCACGGUAGAAGCGCAGUGCGCUCGGCUUUGGAGAAAGCCUUCCAGCCAGGCAAAGACUCCCUCACAGAGGUCACUGCUCAAAACCUGUUCACCGGUCACGAGGUUCCCCUGGUCAUAUCCCACAGGGAGGCGUUUGACGGCUAUCUGGACACUGUGAUCGGUAUCCCAGACUGUAGUGAGGAGGAUCUGUCUGUGGCCACAGCUCUGAAUCUGAGGUGGACAGCUGUACUGAAAAGUGAUGAAGACGGGAGACAAACGCUGAUCAACUCUGAUGAGUUCUCAGGCCUCACCAGAGAGCGGGCAUUUGACUCCGUUACCCAGAAGGCUAGCGAGCAGAAGGUUGGCGGCCACCUUACCAGCUCCAAGCUCAGGGACUGGUUGAUAUCAAGGCAGAGAUACUGGGGCACACCCAUCCCUGUAGUGCAUUGUGGUUCUUGUGGUCCAGUUGCUGUCCCUGAAGAGGACUUACCAGUUACAUUACCAAAGCUGCCAUCUCUCAAGGGAAAGGGUGCGUCGCCACUGGAGGCCGCUCAUGACUGGGUCAACUGCAAGUGUCCCAGAUGUAAGGGCCCAGCGAGGAGGGAGACCGACACCAUGGACACGUUUGUGGACUCCGCCUGGUAUUACUUUAGAUACACAGACCCUCAUAACCCAGACAGGCCGUUUGAGCGCCACCUAGCGGAUCACUGGCUGCCCGUGGACGUGUACAUCGGAGGGAAGGAGCACGCUGUCAUGCACUUGUACUACGCUCGCUUCCUCUGUCACUUCUGCAAGGAUCAGGGUCUUGUCGCUCACCGGGAGCCUUUUCGGAAGCUGCUGGUCCAGGGUCUGAUCAAGGGCCAGACAUUCAAACUAGCAGACAGCGGCCGGUACCUAAAGAGAGAAGAAAUCGACUUCACAGACAAGGAGCCGGUGGUGCAUGGCGGUGGUCGUGUUGAGGUGACAUGGGAGAAGAUGAGCAAGUCUAAACACAACGGUCUGGACCCCCAAGAGGUGGUGCAGAAGUACGGCUUGGACACAGUUCGACUCUACACCCUUUACGCUGCACCGCCUGAACAGGACAUCCUCUGGAAUAUCAAGACCGAUGCCCUCCCUGGUGUCCUACGAUGGCAGUCUCGGCUCUGGCAGCUCGUGACCAAGCUGAGGGGGGCUCGGCAACUCGGAGACGUCCCCAGCCCCUCCCUGCUGAAAAAGAAAGAGCUGGCGGAGGCGACGAAGAUCUGGGAGAACAAGAACUACGCUAUUCAAGAGGUGACAUCUCACUUCACAGAGGACUUCCUCUUCAACGCAGCCAUUUCUCGACUGAUGGGACUUACCAACACACUGAGUAGUGCGACGGUCAGGGUGGUGCAGCACAGCGUGGAGUUUGAGGAAGCUCUGGCUGCGCUGGUUUUAAUGACGGCACCAAUGGCUCCGCACUUGGCUUCUGAACUGUGGGCAGGUCUUUGCCAGGUAAGAAACCCCCUCAGCCGCCUCCUCCAGCGGGGGGGAGCCGUCCUGCAACAGUUCUGGCCAACUGUGGACCCCGAGUACCUGGAAGCCCCUGACUUUGUGGAGCUGUCUGUGCUGAUAAACAACAAGGCCUGUGGGACAGUGGCCGUGCCUCUGCAGGUGUCCAAAGACUGUGAGCGGGUGCAGCAGCUCAUCGUGGAGAGUCCGUUUGGACGGAAGCUUCUUGGCGACCGCAGCAUCAAGAGAGCCAUCCUCUCCCCCAGGACUGCCCUCAUCAACUUCCUCGUUGACGAGUGAUAUUUGGGCAUUCAACGCUACUUUUGUAUCUUCUAGAUGGUUGUGAACAACUGUCAAUCAUUGACUCAAAGAGAGAGAGACAAAAGAGGUGGACUUUUAUAUUAAGACAAAGGGAAUGUCUGUUUAUAUUAACUGUCACAAAUUCAAUGUAAAUAUGUCUAAAAGAUAUUUUAUUUAUACUUUGCUGUUGUGGGGUUUCUUCUCUUUAAAUUGAGAGAGAUUAGGCACCUGUCUCUGUCAGAUCAUCCUCCCGUUUAGUCAGACCCGCUUGACAAUAAGCCCAAACACCACUUCAGAUUACAGUCUUCCAUCAGAGUCCUCCUUUCUCCAUUAACGCCACUUUCAGCAUCGCACCCAGGACCACAACUUCACACCUCUCCGUCUCCCAUCUGCCUAAUGUCUCAUCUGAGUCACUCAGUCCAGAUCUGCCUCAUCGGCGUUUGUCUCUCUGCUGCUGCUUUUAGCCGCUGAUCUCUUCUGACCGCCAUACACGGAUACACGUUUGGCUUCUGGACCUGCCACUGUGCUCUGUGAACCCCGUCGCCAUCACCGGGCGUAUUGUGGGUCACUGAAGAGCCUCAUGUGGAUUGGGAUUUUGUAGCUUCCCACUAUUUCGUGGCUGCACUGUGCUUAUUAAUCAGCGUGGCGUCUCUGUCUCAGCAUUGGGUCAACAUGAGUCAGACAUCAGCACUGAAAUGUAUCCAUGUGCACGCCCACUGGCCUAUCUUUAAUGGCUUGGUGAGUAAGCACUUCUUUGAUAUGUGGUAGCACUCGCAGUGCCCACGUUGCCUGUAAACCAAGAUUUUCAGUAGCUGCUGAACAAAAGCGUCAUAUUUUGUCUGGGAUCAGUGUGUGAAUGAAGAUAAAGGAAUGUGAACUCUUUGAAAAGUGAGAUAUGCGUGUCAGUGUCGCAAGGUCGGCUUCCGUUUGAAGAAGUGCUGUUAUUUUUAUAGUGUAAGAUGGUCAGCUUGUGACUGAUACAAAUCAUGCUGUAUCACAUUAUGUGAGGUGAUAGAGGGUUUGCUUUUCUUACAAACAUGAUGAAUAAACAAAAAGUUGUGGACAGAACAAAAAACAGAACAUUCAUUGCUGAUCCCCCGCCCUAACUUUUUUGUCUAUAUUUCUAUGCUCCAUCUCUGACCAUCGGGUGACAGGAAAAGGCUCACAGGAGAGAAAGAAUAACAGGAAGAGAAACCAGGAAUAAGAAGAGGGGAGCAAAAAGCCAACGCUGCGUUAGUUAUUCUCUGUAUUGUCUCGGAUUCUGUGAAUUUGAUCUCUACCAGAUGCUGCAACAGCACAAGACAGCAAGCACUAGACAAAGAGAGAGGGGUAUUUUGUCUUCCGACACAAUUUUUGUGAGCCUUGUUUUCUUUCACGCUGGCUGUAUAUAAUAUAUAAAUAAUUGUGUCAGGUAUUAUUUUCCCACCUUCCCU